Molecule: messenger RNA, 2551 nt
Organism: Perca fluviatilis (European perch)
Lineage: Eukaryota; Metazoa; Chordata; Actinopteri; Perciformes; Percidae
Gene: lmcd1
Product: LIM and cysteine-rich domains 1
Exons: 7
Coding region: 809-1864 (351 amino acids)
Molecular function (GO): zinc ion binding
Source: RefSeq, a predicted model, not a curated record
GCCAGGCCUCGUUGCUCCAGGUAGUCCUCCAGUCAGCUGAAGACCAGGCCUGAAUCCAAAGCCUGGUCUGUUGCAGAAAGCCAACAGUGCAGCUGCUGUUUUCAAGACCAUAAAUCUCCCUGAAUACUGCCAGUCUGCCGCUACAUGGUCUGAGGCUGUAACAUAGGAGGUACCUGUAAUAUUUAGCCAAGCACAGUGAAUACAUUGUUCAGCAAAGUCAGAAAGAGAAACAGAGGUGAUUGAGUGCUGCUGUUUUACUGAGGCAAAAAGUGUCGGGAGACUUAUUGGUUUCCCUUCAGCGGCGUGUUGGAGCAGGAGGGGAAGAAACCGGCUGAGUUCAUGUUGCAGAGGCUGCAGAAGGAGAGCCGGCAACAGGACGAGUCAAGAGGGGAGAGUGGAGGGAAAAAAAACAGAACAGACAACAAAAAGCAGGAGUCCACAGCUUAAGAGGAGAAGAGGAGAAAGGUGAGUUUUGUUGUGAGUUUAUAAAGAUAGAAAAGGGGAAGGAAAAGAAACAGAAAAUUGAGUUUGAAAGUAAAGUGUGGCGUGCAAAAACUUAGCAAUGAGAGUUCAAAGUGAAAAAAAAGUGAAGCUGAUGUUUUCUGAGCAGGAACGAGAUGAAAGUCUAGACAGUUAAAUUGCAGUGGGCUGUGGAGAGCCGGCGGAGCAGAGCGGCAGCAGGAGCGUCUGUGGGCGGGGAGAGAGGAAGUGUGGUCGACAGGAGGAGGAAUUUAAGCCCCCAUUGUUCUGAAAGAGCAGAGGCAGAGAGAGAGCCGAAGAGUCAAACAGCCGACAGACGCUGGACAACAUGGACGCGAGCUCAGCCAUGGAGAAGAUGGCUGUAAAGCAGAGUGCAGGAGGUGCAGCGGUGUGUCACGCAUGUGAGGAGAGCUGCUCUGGAUUCCAGCCACAUUCUUGGAGGAAAGCAUGUAUCGCCUGCGGCUGCAGCGCGGUCGACCACGCUCCUGGAAGUGACGUGGAAGAUGACCAGAGAAUGGGACGCCUGCUCGCAGACUCACCCUGCUCCCAUUUGACAGCGAAGGUUAAAGGAGGUGGCGGCCUUCGCAUCUACAAGAGGAAUCGUAUGAUUGUGACCAAUCCUGUGGUGUCACGCAAAGACCCCACCUUCAACACCACGACGUACGUCUGGGCGCCGGCCGGCCUCAACCAGACACUGGCCAUGCAGUACAUGGAGCUCAUCCCAGACAGUCUACGCCCCAUCUCGGGGACAGAUGGAGCGUUGGAGCGACGCAGGCAGCUCUUCAGUCAGCUCCCUGCCUACGAUCAGGACCCCAUGAAGUGUCAGAGCAUUGCCAGUGAGGAGGAGAUGUGUUCCAUGCUGCUGUUUGUGAAGAGCUACAAACAGGAGGUGCUGGGAGUUGGGGAGGUGGCCUUACCUGGUGAGUGCGGAGCUCUGAGGGAAGCAGCCACUCAGAGGACAGCAAAGGAAGCCAAGGAACGCAGCAACAUUGACAAAAAGGAUGCUCUGCAGCACCAGGACCACGGCUCGACCAGCAGCAGCACUGCCUCUGCUACUGGCUCCACUAACGGAACAGAUGACAGCACUAAGACUGGAUAUCGGUGCACUGGUUGCCAAGGUGAUGUUGCCAAAGAGAGUCCAGCUGUUUAUGCUGAGCGUGCAGGUUACCAUAGUGCCCUGUGGCACCCAACCUGCUUCGUAUGUUCAGAGUGUGGCCAGGGAUUGGUGGACCUGGUCUACUUCUGGUCCAAUCAGAAGCUGUUCUGCGGACGACACUACUGUCAGACGGUGUGGCCGCGGUGCUCAGGCUGCGAUGAGUUGAUCUUCUGUCAGUCUUUUCACACGGCAAAAGAUGGACGCACGUGGCAUCAUCAUCAUUACUGAGGCUGGAACAAGACCUCCAUGCACCUUGUCAGCACUAAGACACUCACACUAUAUAGUGUUCAACACAAUAUGGUGUUCAGUUUUAAGACGUUUAGCUCUAAAACAGAAUUACAAGGAUGGGACAAGACAAAAUAAAAACAGUAAAUCUAAUAUGGGACAGUCUCCAGCUCACCCAGUAAGAGCGUGCGCCCCAUGUAGGCUGAGUCCUUUGCAGCGGCUUGGGUUCGAGUCCGACCUGCGGCCCUUUGCUAUGUGUCAUCCCCCAUCCCCCAAUCUCUCUCCCACCUUUCCUGUCACUAUCAGAUACAUGGAAAAGACCUAAAAAAAAUCUUUAAAUCUAAUAUUAAUCGUGGUUGGUCAGCAUUUUUUAUAUGAAUAAAAGAAAGACAUAAGGCAGUGAACGUCAACUGGCCACAUCCGGCCCGCCAAAGCUUUUAGUCUGGCCCGCAGAAUAAUCAUGAAUUCACAAAAUGUAAAGAGAAAAAAAUGCGUUCUGUUAUUUAUCAUUUCAAGCAUUUAGAGCAAAAACCCAGCCCCCUGUAUUCACAUCUCUAAUCACAUGCCGGGAUACUGUACAGCGAUGCCCGAGCUCCGAGCUCCACACACACGGCUGAGCCGAGAUGUGUGUGCGUUAAAACACACACACAGCUGAGCCGGGAUGUGUGCGCGUUAAAACACACACACAGC